UGUGUUUGCCUGUAGAAAAUUAACAUUUUCAAUUCUAGUUUCGGAUGCGAUAUAUCUCGAGGCUAACAGCUAGUCGAGCAGAACGUCGGCGAUGUUACUUUCAAGCCGGCUAACGAGGUGUCUGGCUCUUCCACCGGCCACCACAACCACCGUUCUUCACGAUAUCGCUUCAAAUCAAGCCAAAAGUGUUGCAAAGGUUAUUCUAAAAAAGGGGAAAACACAGCUGUUUCGUGAUGGAAGUCCGAUGGUUUACAGUGGUGCGGUUGAUAGUAUUAUUGGUAGACCGCCGCCGAAAACAGGUGAUGUUGUGCUGGUAGCUGAUGGGGCACAGAAGCCAAUAGGUUGGGGAUUGUAUAAUUCUUCCUCUAUGUUUUGUGUUAGACUCAUGCAGCUAGAGCAGGAAGUGUCAGGAGAUCCUUCUUGUGCAUUGAAUGUGGAGAAGCUUCUGGAAACACGAAUCGACGCAGCUGUUAAUCUACGCAAGAACUUGGGGCUUCCGUCCGCCACUACAAAUGCUUACCGUCUUGUAAAUAGUGAAGGAGAUAGACUGUCGGGCCUUAUAAUUGAUGUCUUUGGGGAUAUAGCUGUGAUCGCCUCGUCGGCUGCUUGGGUUGAGAAGUAUAAGGAACAUAUUAAGAAGUGCAUUAGUGGACUUGGUGUGAUUAACAGUGUUGUUUGGAGGCCAUCAACGGAUAUAUUGAAAGAAGAAGGAUUGGAUCUGACUGAUCUUGAUCAAGAAGUAUCCGGAUCUACUGAUAGGGUGAAGGUUGUGGAGAAUGGGAUAUCCUAUAUGAUAUCAUUGGAUGGACAAAAGACAGGAUUCUAUGCUGACCAACGUGAAAACCGUCGAUUUAUAUCUACCAUCUGUGAUGGUCAAAAGGUACUUGACAUGUGCUGCUAUACUGGUGGUUUUGCACUAAAUGCUGCUUGCGGUCAUGCUUUGGAUGUCACUGGCGUUGAUUCGUCAUCCCCUGCUUUGGAACUAGCUAACCAGAAUAUUGUUCUUAACAAUCUGGAUCCAAAGAGAAUAUCGUUCCUGAAACAAGAUGCAACUAGUUUCAUGAAGAAUGCUGCUUCUAGAAAUGAAGCAUGGGAUAUAGUAAUACUGGAUCCCCCUAAACUAGCACCUCGAAGGAAGGUUCUACAAAGUGCAAGUGGAAUGUAUAGGAACUUAAACUCACUGGCCAUGCGGUUAACAAAACCAGGUGGGUUUCUGAUGACUUGCUCGUGUUCAGGUGCAAUGACUCAAAGUGGGCAGUUCUUGCCCGUUCUUCAGGGUGCUGCUUCAAUGGCUGGUAGGAAGAUAACAUUGGUACGCCAGACUGGUGCAGCCUGUGACCAUCCUAUUGACCCAUCUUAUCCUGAAGGGGCCUACCUUACCAACAUUUUGUUGAGAGUAGCUUGAAACUUUGAACAUUGUAUUGUCGGCAAGUAUCAGUUUUGCAGGAUCGCUUAUUGUUUUUUUGGUAGAGUAUGUGCCAUCAUUAGGGGUUAGGCCUAAUUAGCAUAGCCCAUUAGGAUUAGUAGAUUGUAACAUACUAUCAAUCUCAACAAAACUAGUUUACCUUCACAGUUUUAUA
This is a messenger RNA of Helianthus annuus (common sunflower), 1580 nucleotides long. Its product is annotated as ribosomal RNA large subunit methyltransferase I. Gene Ontology annotation, molecular function: methyltransferase activity; RNA binding. NCBI's taxonomy places the organism in Eukaryota, Viridiplantae, Streptophyta, Magnoliopsida, Asterales, Asteraceae. The record is from RefSeq and is a predicted model, not a curated record. The transcript is spliced from 8 exons. The coding region runs from base 92 to 1405 and encodes 437 amino acids.